Sardina pilchardus (European sardine) is the source of this 2507-nucleotide messenger RNA. RefSeq names its product RAP1 GTPase activating protein-like (gene rap1gapl). The record is from RefSeq and is a predicted model, not a curated record. Gene Ontology annotation, biological process: activation of GTPase activity; regulation of small GTPase mediated signal transduction. Bases 226 to 2064 code for a protein of 612 amino acids. Gene Ontology annotation, molecular function: GTPase activator activity. The transcript is spliced from 20 exons. Lineage: Eukaryota; Metazoa; Chordata; Actinopteri; Clupeiformes; Clupeidae. Gene Ontology annotation, cellular component: cytoplasm.
UAAAUGAGAGAGGCAGGCUCAGGGAGAGGAAGGAGGCAGAUCAGGCAACAGAAGAGGGAGAGAGAAACCUGCCAGCAAAUACAGACAAGUUGAUUUGAUGCCAUUGCUGUCUAACUUGAUGGCAAGUUAGCUGGAUACGGAGUGUAUACACACACACACACACACACACACACACUCACACACACACACUUUACACUUACACAUACACAGAAACUACUCGAAGUAAUGGACAGAGAUGGAAGGAAUGAGAAGUUUUUCUCCAGAAAGAGAAGUUUCACAUUUGGCGCUUAUGGAGGGGUUGACAGAUUCAUUGGUGAGAAUGAGUCCUGCAGUCCAGACUCCUUGGAACACAGUAUUGUGGAUGUCUUGGACUCAUCAUCCAGUGAGACCAAACCAGUUUUAGCAGCUACUUCAACACAGAAGGUGACAGAACUUUUUGAGAUCAUUGCAAAGCUACAGGGCAGCAGGCUGGAUGAACAGCGGUGUGAGUUUCCAACUUCUCUCAGGCUAUUGAGAAUAGGAGGUGCUCUACCACUCCUCUUGCCUCCCAAGUCUGGAGGUUACUGGGUUGACCCCCCCUUGCAGAGGUGUGUGGAGACCAGUCCCACGUGUUCCCAAAAUGCAUUUGGCCUGGAGAGCUACGACAUCAUGGAGAGGGACAGUGAGGCGAAGAUCUACCAGCAGUUUUUCAGGCAUAAAUACCAUCAUUCAUUCACUGCCUCAGACAGUUCCUUGGGACCCCUCGUCCUGUCCAUUUGUUUAGAGGAGGAAGAGAAGCGGCUCCGAGUCAUCUUGAGACUGAAAGAAUGUUCUCUACAUGGAACCUUCUCGGUAUCACUGUUCCCGCAGAUGCCCACAGCUGUGCAGUUGGCCAGGAUGCUUUGUGAGAAUGUGACCGUGUCCAGAUUUGAAACGGUCAGCUACCUGAAGGCCCCAGAACUCAUCGCUGCAUUUGAUGAGCACAGGCUGUCUCACAACUUCAAGUUUGGCAUCUUGUAUCAGAAGGAAGGGCAGCUGACGGAGGAGGAUAUUUUUAGUAACAACGUGGAGAGUGAGGAGUUUGUGGACUUCCUCUCGAUUCUCGGACAGACAGUGAAGCUGAGGGGAUUCACAGGAUUCCGAGGAGGCUUGGAUGUGUCUCAUGGGCAGACAGGAAGUGAGGCAGUUUUUACUUCCUUUCAUGGGAGGGAGAUCAUGUUCCACGUGGCCACCAAACUGCCAUUCACAAAUGGAGAUGUACAGCAGUUGCAGAGAAAGAGGCAUAUUGGGAAUGAUAUUGUCGCUCUGGUCUACCAGGAGGGCAACACCCCAUUCAUCCCAGAUGUGAUCAGCUCCCACUUCCUUCACUGUUUCAUCGCUGUGAGGAGGGUGAAGCGAGGCCCAGAGGGGGAGGGGGGAGACGGGGGGGCCUUCCAGGUAGCAGUCACUGCACGAGAGGACGUCCCACCCUUUGGCCCACCACUUCCAUCUCCACCUGUUUUCACUGAGGGCUCAGUUCUAAGAGAGUUCCUCUUGACCAAACUCAUCAAUGCAGAGAUCUCCUCCUAUAAGGCUGACAGGUUCAGCAGAUUAGAGCUGCGAACCCGUUCCUCACUCUUAGUGGGGUUGCAUUCUGAACUGUCCACCCGCUCUCAGUGCAUGCUGGGAGAGCCACCGUCAUCUUCUCUCUCCGUCAGCGAGGGGGGCAAGGGUGCCCCAGAGGGAGGUGGGGGUUUCAUAGAAAACUUCAAGAGAGCGAUCAGGGUCCGGAGUCACUCCUUUGACACCCUGGGAACACCAAAGAGGACUGGUGGUGCUGCGCUCACUAAGACUAAGGCUCUAUUGAACAACCUGGGCAGCAUUACAGAGACAUUGGCCUCUGAAGGUACUCAUCGAGCUUCGGCCUUUAACCUGUCGGAAGCUCAGAGGAGCUCAAAGACAGGGGCUGGGAACCCGUGGAUGCAGAUGAACACGUCAGAAAAGGACGUAGACAGUGAACCAAGCCAAAGUUCAACAGGAACUGGUCCUCAGCUCACCGACAGCCUCCUAUCUCCUGGGCAGACAAGCCCUCAAGAGGAAACAUAGAAGGGAAGCAAUGCCUUUGCCCAUGAAGAGUAUGGAUCGAUUUCUGUAGAGAUGCAUAAUCUGGAAGGGAGGCACUGGACUGAAAGGAUCUUAUGGAGGUGUAACAUGUUGGACCCUCUGUUUAUGUUUGAGUAACUGUCAGCUUUGUUUUUAGAAGCCUACCUACCUGCACUCUGUGAAUAACUUACUGUAUCAUCUUCCUGUAAACUGAAACCAAGGAAUGAAGUGCUUUUUGAGUACUGCUCAAGUGCAAUGUCACUUUAUAGUUAAAUGUUGCUGGUGAAUAUUAAAGCGGAUGAAGAUACAGCCAUGUAAGUCACGUUAUUGUAAUAAAGUAUAAAUAUAUGGCUAUUGUGUACCCUUUUUAAGUUAUACAAUUAGUAAAUCCAUAUUUGUAAAAUAUUGUUUGUAUAUGCAAUAGGCACACAUUAAAGGAACCGUAU